Messenger RNA from Motacilla alba alba, 1033 nucleotides. It is a transcript of the gene TEKT4, whose product is annotated as tektin 4. The transcript has 5 exons. NCBI's taxonomy places the organism in Eukaryota, Metazoa, Chordata, Aves, Passeriformes, Motacillidae. The record is from RefSeq and is a predicted model, not a curated record. The coding region runs from base 5 to 1033 and encodes 342 amino acids. Gene Ontology annotation, cellular component: nucleus; sperm flagellum; microtubule cytoskeleton. Gene Ontology annotation, biological process: cilium movement involved in cell motility; cilium assembly.
CGCCAUGGCGCAGCCCGACGAGCCGCAUCCCCCGGUCGUUCCCUCCUGCCCGCUGCCCAGCAAGAUCUGCGAUGUGGUCCCCAGCGAGAGGCCGCGCUCCUGCUGCGGCAUGGCCAUGGCCGGCUUCCGCACCGCCAAAUACCAGCUGCCCGAGUGGCACCGCCGCAACAUGGGCGUCUGCUACGAGGCGCUGACGGCGGGCGAGCAGGCGGAGCGCGGCCGCGACGAGGCCAAGCACCUGGUGAAGCGAGCGGCCGCCAGCGCGCAGCGAGCCCAGGGACACUCCAAGGCCACCCUGGGCCAGCGGCUGCAGGACAUCCACUUCUGGAGGGUGGAGCUGCAGAAGGAGAUCAUGGAGCUGGACGCCGAGACCAACCUGCUGGCGGCCCAGAAGCUGCGGCUGGAGCGGGCGCUCGAUGCCACCGAGGUGCCCUACUCGGUUGUCAUCGAUAACCUGGAGUGCCGGGAGCGGCGGCAGCCCCCGGACCUGGUGAUCGAUGAGGUGGAGAGGCAGCUGCUGAAGGAAGCGGAUCUGAUCCGGGAUAUCCGAGAUCUCCUGAAAAGAACCAUCAUCCAAGCUACCACCCAGAUAAGAUCCAACCGGAUCCAGAAGGAGAACUGCGAGCUGGACUGGUCGGAUAAGGUGGAGACGUAUCACAUCGACGACAAAUGCGUCGGCUACUGCACCGACAGCACCAACGUCCAGUUCCACCCCAGCUCCGUCAAGUUCGAGGAGAACGCCUCCACACCGAAGUCCUGGGCCCAGUUCAGCCACGACAACAUUUCCAGGGCGGAACAGGAAAAACUGGCGUCGGUGCAGCUGCGAUCCCUGAUCAACAACAUCAUCCACGACGCGUCCGAGGACCUGCGCAUGCAGCGCGCCGCGGUCAGCGAGGCCUUCGACAGCCACUGCAGGGAGCUGGAUGAUGCCAAACUGCGCCUGGAGCAGCACCUGCAGCAGGUCCGGGGCAUUUCGUGGCAUUCUGGCGUCGUUAAACCGAAAAAGGAUGGUUUCAUCCACGAAACGCCUUAA